AUUUCACUUGUCAGAAACCUCCUAAGCCUGUCCCAGUCUCACCCUUUAUUCUCUGAACUUCUUUGUACGUGGGUUGGUGCUCUAAGCUCCUAACAGUGGGAUUACGAGGCAUGUGGGUAUUACAGGGAGAUAAAUCAGGAGGCAUAGAUCCUUUAUUCAUCUGCUUUGAAGAGAGCGACUGGGCGGUUUAUGGGAGCAACAUUCAACUCUGAACCUGAAAGAGAACCAUCAGACACUCAACGACAUCAGAAUGAGCGACAACACUACUUUGGCUCCUCCAUCUUCAAACCAGGGUCCCACUACCCCACGCAAGGGGCCCCCCAAGUUUAAGCAGAGACAGACUCGCCAAUUCAAAAGCAAGCCUCCUAAGAAAGGUGUUAAAGGGUUUGGAGAUGACAUUCCAGGCAUGGAGGGGCUAGGAACAGACAUCACGGUGAUUUGUCCCUGGGAGGCAUUCAGCCACUUGGAACUGCAUGAGCUUGCUCAGUUUGGGAUCAUCUGAGGCACCAGAGGUUCUGCCAUUCUCAACAGCAGCUGCUGUAGUUUUGAUUCCUUUUGCCCUAUUGAUCUGCCAGAGUCUUGAAAUUCAGCUGUUAGGAAGUGGUUUCUUCCGCUGACAGUCAUUUCCCUUAAAUUGCUGCAAAGAGCUCUCUUAGCGUCAGACCCUCUCCUGCCAUAUAGUUCAGCUCAGAAUAGUGGAUGCAGAUAGACUUGUUCAAUCAUUUCAAACUUGACCACCUUUUCUUAUCAGCUGCUUAGAAUUCAUCCAUAGUUCUCUAAAUGUUGUUUAUUUGUGAAGUCCUUCAAAUCUAUUUAAAGGCAUUCCCUGUAGUUAGUAGCAGCUUUUAAAGAUAACAUUUAUGUCACUCCCUUCCCCUUCUCAUUUAAUAAAGGACAUACUGACCUUGAAUCUGAUGAUGCAGUGGUAGUAAAUGCUGUAUGCAAAUAUCUGAUACCCUGUUCUGAGAGCCAAUUAAACAAAGAAACAAGCACAGGGCAUAUGAAAGAGCGUGGGAGGAAGAGUCAAGCCCUGAUUCUGCUUUGUAACUUUGUGAAUCGUGCACGUUCUGGGUCUUAAUUUUAUGGAACUGGGUCAUCCCUGAGGUCCUAAGCAGCUUGUACAAAUUGGACAGCCUUAUGUUUGAUGGAAGACUGGAGAUUCAAACUCAGGAAUCUGAUAAUGUGAGCCUUCCUCUCCCUGCCUUAUCUCAGCUGAUGGAAAAGAUUUAGAUGCUAGAAAGUUUAGACUUAGAUGCAAAGGACAGGUGGUUGAACCCUCUAGAUAAAAUGAUGGGUUGCUUCACCGUGGAGGUUGUGUCAAAUGUAAUGUGUACAUAGCUAUCUUUCCUCAAUACUUUCAAGGCAAUUGUGCAAUUCAAA
Mustela erminea (ermine) is the source of this 1380-nucleotide messenger RNA. It is a transcript of the gene PDE6H, whose product is annotated as phosphodiesterase 6H. Lineage: Eukaryota; Metazoa; Chordata; Mammalia; Carnivora; Mustelidae. The record is from RefSeq and is a predicted model, not a curated record. Bases 251 to 502 code for a protein of 83 amino acids. Gene Ontology annotation, cellular component: photoreceptor outer segment membrane. Gene Ontology annotation, biological process: positive regulation of epidermal growth factor receptor signaling pathway; positive regulation of G protein-coupled receptor signaling pathway; visual perception. Gene Ontology annotation, molecular function: cGMP binding; 3',5'-cyclic-nucleotide phosphodiesterase activity. The transcript has 4 exons.